UGCUGUAAAAUAAUCAAAAUUAAUAUAUCAUAUAGUUUAAAUUACCCGCCGCAAAGAGAGUGGCCAUUGAAGUUUAAUUUAUGACGUCACACGGUCCGUUCCGAUUUAUUUCCUCAGUAGCAUGGUAAACAUGACAAGUCACUAACAGUUAAGUUUGGGGCCGUAUAGAUUUGAGCCCGUUCUUUCGCAAAGAUGGAAUUGAAAAAUGACGUUCCUUCGAGUCGCAGACCAGGCAGACGGUACACGUCUCUUCCCUCAAAUGUCUUGGAACCUCAAUUUCUCAUUACGCAAAUGAUAGAUCCACAGUUUACAGUCUUUUCUUUUCAGGUUUCAGAUGACUUGGUUGGGUCAGGAAUUUCGGGGGAAAAAAACUUUUCACAUCUCACCUUCGCAUUAGUGCAAUUAACAAUUUGACAGGAAGGCAUCAACCUAUCUAUUCGUAAAAUCUACCACAUGCACAUCUUUGAUGACCUUAGAAUCUCAUCAAAACCGGAGCAGACGGUGUGACGUCAAAAUUAUUGAUUUUUAUGGUCUUGAAUACUAAAGAGUUCCACAUCAUGCAGCCUUUAUACAUGUAGAUGGCGGCAAUUUCAUUUUUUAACGUUUUCAAAUUAGUACUGAAGCUUAUCUAGGCCGUAUAUCAACAGAAUAGUAUGACAAAUUUUUAUCAUAUAAUUAAUCCUAUCAUUUAUCAUGUAAAAAUGUUUUGGGUUGCCUUCCCCUUUAAAGCGGUACGAUAGAACGACGCGUGUAAGUAUAUUGAGAAGAUUUACAAUAAGAAAUAUAGUGUUUACUCUCUGUUUAAGCAGACCAGUUUAAAUAGUUUAUUGAUCGUGAAAAAAUGAAAUCGAUGGCAAUUUAACUCUUUCGUAGCCUGUAUGCAGGUCACGGCUGAUUGGGCCGUUGGAUGCUUUAGCCAAUAUGGAAUUCUUAGGUAAGUGAUUUAAAUUCCAGGCGACAAAAACAACCAUUGUACAUAUACGUAUUUUCAGUUCAUUUGCGAACAGACUGGAAAUAUAAGCGGAGUCGGAGAGCAGUGACAAAAGCUUUGGUGUGUCAUGUUCCUUUUGUGAAUGUAAUAUAUUUCAUUCGUAAACUAUAACAAGAUAUUCACAGACAUGAAAAGGGGAGCUAACCUGUGUCUUCAGAAAACUGUGUUUUUCGCUCUUUUUGUGGGAUAUGUAUUAUUUGUUGUCUCAUUCUUCAUUCCAAAAUGGUAUAAAUUUACUAAACGGGAGACCGGACAACACUACAACUAUGGGAUCUUUAUGGCGUGUAUCAUGGACACUGACGGAGGGAGUCGAUGUCAGUACACCCAUUUUGACAAUGUUGAAGGAGGCACUGUCGUAACAAUGAAAGCGUUGGCCAGCAUUGGCAUUAUUUUCUACACAGCUGCCAUGGCAACCGGAUUUUUGGCGCUUUGUUGGAUCAAAGAGAGGAGGCAGCGGCUGUUCUACGCCUCCGUUGGGACCUCCAUAAUUGCAGGAAUCUCCAUCGUCAUUGUUGUGGCAGUGUAUAAAUCCCAACAACCAUACUCAAACGGAAGUGACGACAUCGCUUUCUACUUGGCAGCUGCCAGCAUUGCUCCUUUGUUUUACGGUGCAGUGAUUGGGCUUCUAGUGGCAAGAACCAUGGUGUUCGUAGACGAGAAAGAAGACGAGGAAAAAAUGCACCAAAAAAGAAAAGAGCGAAGGAAAAAACGGCGACAACGAGAACCCGUCUUUAUGUUUCCACCUUCUGGCACGAUGAUCGAAGACUUCAAGAAGAAACCCAUUACAGGCAUAGUCGUAACCAGUGAAGACUUCCAGCGGUCCCCUGGUGAAGAUCCAUUUUACUUCCAGCCUUUGACUAUCAAUAACGAUAUGUAUGGGUCUAAAACGCAAGACAGAGAUAUGGAAGAAAUCUCAGAACAGUAUGACAUUUAUCCAAAUGUGGACGAAAAGGAGGCCUCGCUGAACAACGUAAAUGUCCAUAACCCAAGUUCCAACCUGUCAUCGGAGUGUCCACGACCAUUCACACCUAAAGAUUACGAGGAAGAAAUCUCUUCUGAGCCCUGGGACGAAGACCAGAAUGACCACCCAAAGCCAAAGGCCCGUGGUGUCAUUAAGUCGCAUAUAUUUUCUCCCAUUAAAAUUCCAGAUCUUCUGAGGAAGACCCGGGCUUUUAAAAACUCACAGAAAGCCUCCAAACAGAAGAAGAAGAAGACAGGUCACUCAAACUCCGUGUUUAGCACUGAGGAAAACGCACCAAGUAGAGUGGACGUCCAAGGACAGAGUUUACAUGCACACAAGUUUGAAGACUUACCGGCGGUAGAAAAGUGAUAGAUUCUUGCAUCCGACAAUUGAUUAUGAUUGUUAACCACUUGAUCUAUCUUUCUUUUAUUAUGUAAAGAUGACUAGAUUUUGAAGACGAAGUAGCACGCUUUGUUCGGCUUUUUGCAUGCCAUAUGGAUAUGAUGGUUAUUUUCUAUUAAAAAAACACUCAUUCUUGUAAAGACUAGUAAGUAUAUAUGAUCAUGACUGAUUAAGCAUCUUUUUACAAUCAGAAUAUCCUUCUCUUUGGUUGAACUGGAAACUACAUGUAUAUAUAAGUUUGGGAAGUCACAAUGGAUGAUAUACGUUGUAUGCAAUUAACAAUUCAUUGAAAUAGGAUUUCAAUAAAACUGUGCAGGUGUUUCACAAAUGUCA
Messenger RNA from Ostrea edulis (European flat oyster), 2687 nucleotides. RefSeq lists its product as uncharacterized. NCBI's taxonomy places the organism in Eukaryota, Metazoa, Mollusca, Bivalvia, Ostreida, Ostreidae. The record is from RefSeq and is a predicted model, not a curated record. Bases 1119 to 2321 code for a protein of 400 amino acids. The transcript has 3 exons.